AUGGCCUCUUCCCAGCUAUUCAUCAUCCUUGCCAUCGCAGCCAUUUUCGUCCCUUCAAUUUCUGCAGUUGAAUUCAUUGUCGGAGAUGAUAAAGGCUGGACCAUUAACUUUGAUUACCAAACUUGGGCCAAAGGAAAGGUCUUCCAUGUUGGUGAUAAACUUGUGUUCAAGUACCCACAAGGAGCUCACAAUGUGCUCAAAGUCAAUGGUACUGGCUUCCAGCAAUGUGAAGCACCGGAAGGCACCCUCGCUCUGACAAGUGGAAACGAUGUGAUACUUCUAGCAACCCCAGGAAGAAAAUGGUACAUCUGUGGCGUUUCAAGGCACUGUGAGGUUGGUAACCAGAAGCUCUUCCUUACUGUGCACCCUCAAGGUUUCUCCCCUACUCCCUCUCCCCUUCCUAGUGAAGUUCCAUCAUCUCCGGCGACUGUAGGCUCUGGGGAAUAUGGCUGGAAAUCGCCGGUUCCAAGUCCGAGUGCAGAGCCACCAUAUCCUGGAACAGCAGGCAGUGAAUCACACUAUUACUGGAACUAUCCUCCAUCUUCACCUUCUCCAGCAUAUCCAGGAGCUGGAUCUCGUACUACUAAUAGCUGGAUUUCUCGAUGGUGGUAA
Ziziphus jujuba (common jujube) is the source of this 612-nucleotide messenger RNA. RefSeq names its product blue copper protein 1b. Lineage: Eukaryota; Viridiplantae; Streptophyta; Magnoliopsida; Rosales; Rhamnaceae. Gene Ontology annotation, cellular component: plasma membrane. Bases 1 to 612 code for a protein of 203 amino acids. The transcript has 2 exons. Gene Ontology annotation, molecular function: electron transfer activity. The record is from RefSeq and is a predicted model, not a curated record.